This is a messenger RNA of Hordeum vulgare subsp. vulgare (domesticated barley), 2237 nucleotides long. RefSeq names its product TPR repeat-containing thioredoxin TTL4-like. Bases 141 to 1853 code for a protein of 570 amino acids. The record is from RefSeq and is a predicted model, not a curated record. The transcript has 6 exons. Gene Ontology annotation, molecular function: protein binding. Gene Ontology annotation, cellular component: cytoplasm. NCBI's taxonomy places the organism in Eukaryota, Viridiplantae, Streptophyta, Magnoliopsida, Poales, Poaceae.
CUCGUCGUUCGUUGCCAACCAAGACUGCGCGCAGGAGCCAACGGCCACCAUCUCCUCCUGCCCUUCCUUGGCUCGAUCCUCACCCUUCCUCCUCCCCCCCCAGGCCCAACCGCCGAGCGGUCGCGAACUUCGCCGUCGCCAUGACGGAGUCGCGCCGCGCGCCGUCCGGCUGCGCCAUGUUCGGCAUCUACAGCGGCAUGUUCCGCCGCCGCCGCUCCGCCUCCAUGUCCUCCCUCUCCCGGAUCAACGGGUCCCCACAGGCCGCCGCCGCCGACAGCGAUGCCGCGCCGGCGAACCCGGCGCAGCGGAAGGCUGGCGUCCACGACGAUUCCGCCCUCGUGCCCCGCCCCAAGGUCAUGCCUUUGCAGCCGCAGAUCAACGGCGCGGCGGCCCAGGCGGCGCAGCGUCCGUCGGGCGACAAGAGCAGGCCGAACAGGACGAUGAAUGGUGGGGCGAAGGCGGCGGCGGCGUCGCCUGCUGUGGAGUACACCGGCAUGGCCGCGGAGCUGGACAAGAUGAUCCACGACCACCAGAGGGUGAAGGGCACGACGCAGAUGAUGCGCGCCACCUCCGGCAACAUGAUGAUGCACCGCAACCUCGGCAACCUGAACACCGGCGCGUCCGCCCGCAGCUCGCUGGAUCGCAGCGCCAAGGCGGCGGCCGCGAACGAUCGGGCCAAGGCGGGGCCGCCGGGCAGCAACGGGUACGCCUUCUCCGGCAUGGGCAACAUCGUGAGCAAGCCGGCCGACCAGCUGUGCCGGGCGCUGUCGCACCGGACGGACCCGGAGAAGCUCAAGGAGAUGGGCAACGAGGAGUACCGUGAGGGGCACUACGCGGAGGCGGUGGCGCUCUACGACCAGGCCAUCAUGAUGGACCCGACGCGGCCGGCGUACUGGAGCAACAAGGCCGCCGCGCUCGCCGCGCUCGGCCGCCUCAUCGACGCCGUCGCCGACUGCAAGGAGGCCGUCCGGAUCGACCCCUCCUACGGCCGCGCGCACCACCGGCUCGGCGGAUUGUAUCUCAGAUUAGGAGAGCCAGACAAGGCCAUAAACUACCUGAAGCAGUCGCCCGUGGACUCUGUAAGCGCCGACGUUUCCCGCGCGCAGUCGGUGAAGGGCCGCAUCGCCAAGUGCACCGACGCGCGCAAGGUCAGGGACUGGAUCACGGUGCUGCAGGAAUCGCAGGCCGCCGUCUCCGACGGCGCCGACUGCGCCCCUCAGGUGAUGGCGCUGCAAGCGGAGGCCCUGCUGAAGCUGCAGCGGCACGACGAGGCGGACUCGGCGCUCCGCGGCGCGCUCAGGUUCGGCGUCGACGAGUCCGCCAAGACCUUCGGCACCACCGCCCACGCCUACGUUCUCAUGGUCCGAGCCCAGGUCGACAUGGCCGCCGGAAGGUUGGAGGAGGCGGUGGCGACGGCGCAGACGGCCUGUGAGCUGGACCCGGGCAGCCGGGAGACCGCCAACGUGCACCGGCGCGCCAAGGUGGUGGCGUCGGCGCGGCAGCGCGGCAACGACCUCUUCAAGGCGUCCAGGUUCGCCGAGGCGUGCGCGGCCUACAGCGAGGGCCUGGACAAGGGCGAGGGCGGCAGCGCCGUGCUGCUCUGCAACCGCGCCGCGUGCCACGCCAAGCUCGGCCGGCACGAGAAGGCCGUCGAGGACUGCAACGGCGCGCUCGCCGUGCGGCCCGGCUACAGCAAGGCCCGCCUCCGGCGAGCCGACUGCAACGUCAAGCUGGAGAGAUGGGAGGCGUCGUUGAGAGACUACCAGGUGCUGAUCCAAGAGCUCCCCGAGAACGAGGACGUGAAGAAGGCCCUCGCGGAGGUUGAAGUCAAGCUCAAGAGCCAGAGGAAUUGAUGGGCAGCAACAGCAUCUACGUCAGGUUUGUUUGCUUCUGUCGGCUAACGGAGAAAUCAGCAGCAAGUUCUGAAGAGGCAAAGCGACUCUGCACGCGCCGUUGCGCGGCUUGUUUUAAGCCAAACCUGUGUGCCUUUUUUUCGCUUUGUUGUUAAACAUACACCGAACUACAGAAAGAGGAUGAAGUGAUGGAACUGUACAUAACACUACUCGCUCCAUUGUUUGUGAUGUGUAGUUAGUUGGUUUGUUCGGGUGUGGGGCGCCGGUGGUGGCGCCCAAGACUUCUGAAGUUUGCCUCUGAAACGGAACAGACGGAACAGCUGUACACUAAGAUGAAUGUUCAUUCCAAGCAGAGUAUCUGAAUGUGUGCUUCCUUCUGCUGAA